AUGAGCGCCUUUAUCGAGAAGGCGCCUCGUGCAGGGCGUCAGAAAUGGUAUCAAUGGUUUGCGCCUACCGACACACCCGCCGAGCGACGCCUCAUUCUCAAGCUGGACGGCCUUAUCAUUGUGUUUGUGUUCCUGGCCUACUGGGCUAAAGUGCUCGAUUCCUCCGCCACGAGCACCGCCUAUGUCAGCGGUAUGAGGGAGGACUUGAAGAUGUACGGCAAUCAGCUGAAUUACCUGAAUACCGUGUACAUGGUCGGGUUUAUCACAAUGCAGAUCCCCUUGACAUUGGCUAUGACGCGCUUCCCGGUGAACUACUUCCUACCAGUCGCCGACCUUCUGUGGGGCGUGUUCACUUUGGCACAAUACAAAGCGACCAGUGUCACGCAGCUGUACGCCUUACGCUUCUUCGUCGGCGCCCUAGGCGGCUUCUUCUUCCCCGCUGUCCAAUGGUACCUGGGCUGCUGGUAUAAGCGCUCUGAACUGGCACGCCGCGGAGCCAUCUUCUUCAUCGCCAGUCAAGUGGGCAGCAUGAGCUCGGGGUAUAUUCAAGCGGGCGCCUACGCCCGACUCAACGGGCGGUAUGGCAUCGAGGGCUGGCGCUGGCUGUAUAUCAUCUGCUUCGCAUGCACCAUCCCCAUCGCCUUCCUCGGCCUGUGCCUCCUCCCCAGUACGCCCGAUAAAUGCAAAUCCCGCUUCUUAACCCCGGAAGAAAUCAACCUAGCACAAGCCCGCAUGGCCGCCGAACACCGCCAACCGCGCCAGCCCUUCACCCUCCCGCGCAUCCUCACCAUCCUCAAGGGCUGGCGCCUCUGGGUGCUAGUGGGCUUUGCGUUCUUCUUCUCCCAAGCGGACGGCGUCUCCUCGAACAGCGGCCUCUCGCUGUGGCUGAAAGCCGAGGGCUACUCGGUCGAGAGCAUCAACACGAUCACCACCGUCUCGCCGGCGGUGACGAUCAUCUCGUCGAUUCUCUGCGGCGUGCUGUCGGACAUCUACGACGUGAAGGUGGCGCUGAUUGCCACGACGGCGGGGCUGAACAUCUUCGCCUGUGUGGUGCUAGCGAUCUGGCGCGUGCCGGUCGGCCUGAAAUUCUUUGCGUUCUUUUUGUCCGGCACGGCGGAUGGGAUCGCGGCGAUCAUCUAUGCGUGGGCGAAUGAGAUCUGCGCGCGGAGCGCGGAGGAGCGCGCGUUGGUGAUCAGCGCGAUGAAUACGGUUGGGAAUACGUUUGGGGCGUGGAUUCCGUUGCUGGUGUGGAAGACGGUGGAUGCGCCGCGGUAUCUAAUCGGGUACAAUUGGACGAUUGCGUUGGAUGUGUGCAUGUUGUUGAUGCUGGUGGUGUUGCAGCGGUUCUGGCGGCGGGAGCAGAGACGCGCUCAGACUGGGGUCUAGCAUCUCCCCUGAUUUUAAAUGAUAAAGUCGAG
This is a messenger RNA of Aspergillus aculeatus ATCC 16872, 1418 nucleotides long. RefSeq lists its product as uncharacterized. The transcript is spliced from 6 exons. Gene Ontology annotation, cellular component: membrane. The record is from RefSeq and is a predicted model, not a curated record. Gene Ontology annotation, biological process: transmembrane transport. Gene Ontology annotation, molecular function: transmembrane transporter activity. The coding region runs from base 1 to 1386 and encodes 461 amino acids. Lineage: Eukaryota; Fungi; Ascomycota; Eurotiomycetes; Eurotiales; Aspergillaceae.